Molecule: messenger RNA, 285 nt
Organism: Penicillium diatomitis
Lineage: Eukaryota; Fungi; Ascomycota; Eurotiomycetes; Eurotiales; Aspergillaceae
Exons: 2
Coding region: 1-285 (94 amino acids)
Source: RefSeq, a predicted model, not a curated record
AUGGGCGAUCCGGACGGUGACUGUCUUAAGUGGUCGCUCUUACCCAUUGAUGCACGUGAUUUUUCUGAGAUUGUACGGUACCUGACGCAAGAGCGGGAAGGUCCAGAUUUAGGGAAAUGCUUCGCUCAGGACAGUUAUGAGUGGUCUCGUCGCGUGCUGCGCAAUGAAGACCUUAAAGUGAUAUGGUGGAGACUGAUGCUGGAAUACGGAAGGUUGAUCAUUGACGAUCGCGAAAUAAUGUCUUUUAGUGUGAUCAUGACCUUAUACCAACCCCGCCUCAAUUAA